CAGUGACGUUGCCUCUCCGGUCGAACCUCCGCAGUCAGCUGCGAUGUGAGGUGCGCUCUCGCUCUCUCGCUCUCUCUCGCUCUCUCUCGGCUAAUACAGGGGCGGAAUACAGCAAGGAGGAAAGGGAGGAGAAGAUACUGAGAGCGGACUAUCAUUCGGGAGGAGCAUCAUGGCACCCAUUGGAUUAAAGGCCGUGGUCGGCGAGAAAAUCAUGAAUGAUGUCAUCAAGAAGGUGAAAAAGAAGGGUGAAUGGAAGGCCCUGGUGGUGGACCAGCUCAGCAUGCGCAUGCUCUCCUCCUGUUGUAAAAUGACUGAUAUCAUGACAGAGGGCAUCACAAUCGUUGAAGACAUAAAUAAGCGGAGAGAGCCUCUUCCCACCUUGGAGGCCAUUUACUUGAUCACUCCUACUGAGAAGUCUGUACAGACCCUCAUGACUGACUUCAAAGAUCCACAUUCAUCGAAAUACAAGGGGGCUCAUGUGUUCUUCACUGACUCUUGCCCGGACCCCUUAUUCAAUGAAGUGGUGAAGAGUCGGGCUUCCAAGUUUAUCAAGACCUUGAACGAGAUCAACAUUGCCUUCCUGCCUUAUGAGUCGCAGGUGUAUUCUCUGGACAAUCCUGAUGCCUUUCAGAGUUUCUACAGCCCUCAUAAGACACAGAUGAAGAACCCAGUGAUGGAGAGAUUAGCUGAGCAGUUGGCCACUCUGUGUGCUACGCUCAAGGAGUACCCCGCUGUGCGAUACCGAGGGGAGUACAAAGACAAUGCCACCCUGGCUCAGUUAGUGCAGGACAAACUGGACGCCUACAAGGCAGAUGACCCCACAAUGGGAGAGGGUCCAGACAAGGCCCGCUCUCAGCUCAUCAUCCUGGACCGGGCUUUCGACCCAGUCUCGCCCGUCCUGCAUGAGCUCACCUUCCAGGCCAUGGGAUACGACCUGCUCCCCAUCGAGAACGAUGUCUACAAGUACGAGACGAGCGGAAUGGGAGAUUCCAGGGAGAAGGAGGUGCUGCUGCACGAGGACGAUGACCUGUGGGUGUCCUUGCGACACAAGCACAUCGCCGAGGUGUCCCAGGAGGUGACAAAAUCCCUGAAGGAGUUCUCUGCCAGCAAACGAAUGAACACUGGGGAGAAGACCACUAUGAGGGACCUCUCUCAGAUGUUGAAAAAGAUGCCACAGUAUCAGAAGGAGCUUAGCAAGUACUCCACUCACCUGCAGCUGGCUGAGGACUGCAUGAAGCACUACCAGGGCACUGUGGACAAGCUGUGCCGUGUUGAGCAGGACCUGGCUAUGGGAACAGAUGCCGAGGGAGAGAAGAUCAAAGACCCCAUGAGGGCUAUCGUGCCCAUCCUGUUGGAUGCCAACGUCAGCACUUAUGACAAGAUCCGUAUCAUCCUGCUCUACAUUUUCCUGAAGAACGGAAUCACGGAGGAGAACCUGAACAAGCUGAUCCAGCAUGCACAGAUCCCGCCCGAGGACAGCGAGAUUAUCACAAACAUGGCUCACCUGGGCGUACCCAUCAUCACAGAUUCCACCUUGCGCCGAGGGAAGAAGAUGGACCGCAAGGAGCGGGUCAGUGAGCAGACCUACCAGCUCUCCCGCUGGACUCCGCUGAUCAAGGACAUCAUGGAGGAUGCCAUUGAUGACAAGCUGGACACUAAGCACUACCCUUACAUUUCAACUCGUUCUUCUUCCUCAUUCAGCACUUCAGCAGUCAGUGCCCGGUAUGGCCACUGGCACAAGAAUAAGACCCCUGGAGAGUACCGCACUGGGCCCCGUGUCAUCGUCUUCAUCAUUGGAGGCGUGUCCUUCAGCGAGAUGCGCUGCGCCUAUGAGGUCACACAAGCAAAUGGCAAAUGGGAGGCCAUCAUUGGCUCCACCCAUAUCUUCACUCCUACCGUGCUCCUCGAUGCACUCAAGGCCAUGAACAAACCAGAUGAGGAUCAGACAAGCUAAAACCAGACCUGCCCCAUCACCCAACAGACACCCCUGCUCCUAUAUAACUGUGUAUGCAUCUUGCUCGAAAGAAAAAAGCUAAAAAUGAAACAAUGGCAACAUUGACAAAAAAAGUUAUAUAUAUAAAUAUAUAUAGUAUGUUGAAAAAAAAUCAUUGUAAGUAUUCUCAUGUUUUACAAUGGAUGCAAAUGAAUAAACUGUCAAAAAUAAGGUUUAAAUAUCAAAGGCAAUUUAAAACUGAAAGUACCAAAUGUAAUAUUGUAUGCUAUGAAACCUGCUAGAAUGUGUAAAUGGUAAAGACUUACUUUGUUUGACUCCUUAGUUGCUUGGUGUGAUUUCCAGUGACUGUGGGUGAGGGAGGGACUGUAUGUAUAAGAGAGUCAGUGAAGAAAUUAACUAUAUCAUUUCUCAUGCUACAUGCUGAACUGCUGUCUUUCUGAGCUCUGGUUUUAGACUCCUGGAUGUAUACUGUUAGAUGUGCAUGCUAUGGAAUCUAUUUUGUGGCUGCAAUGGUCUAAGACAGAGAGUGCCCCUAGCUGGUGUAAAUGUGGUUUUGACAGUUACUGGGAAGCGAAUGGGACAUCUGUGACAGAGAAGGAAACCAAAGCAGUCAUUUGUCACGGAAUCAUCCGGCAAAGUGCGAGAGACACUGUACAUAGUAAGCGAAUGCGGAUACCAUCUCUCCUCCAGCCACAGAUCUGCCUGAAUUUACUUGCCACAACCUUUCGUUUUAUUCCUCUGCAGAUCUCACAUUUUAGUGUCAAAAAGGCCAUUGCUUGCAAAUGUUUGAAGAAUAUUUAAAAAAAAAAGGGCCAGCUGUAUUUCAGUAUUGUAUCCUGUCAGAUUAAGUCUUCUCAUUGGUUAGUAAACAAUGUUUCACUUGGCCAUGCACUGAGUAAUGUGUUGUAUAUGCCAUAUGUUGAUGUUUUAACGUCUCACUGUUGGUUGGUGAUAUUUCUGACUGUGAAGUAGUAAAACAUUUCCUUUGAAAAUGCCAAUGUGAAGCCAAUGUGUUUGUGAUGUUUUAGCUGUAGUUGUAGUAGUAAACCGGAAAAAUAGCAACUAUAUAUUUGGUUUGUCUGUUAGUUUAUCUUCUGGUGCAAUGUUAAAUCUUCCACUGAUGAAUGGCUUUGCAAAAAAACAAAAAACAAAACAAAACCCAUAAACCCGUUUAUAACAAUUUCUUUCUGUUUAUUUCUCUAUAUUCCUAUUGUAUUCCUCUGUUCUGGCAACAGUUUGUAUAUUAUGCAUUACUGCUCAUUUUCUGUGAUGCAAUUCUUGUUUUUUGCUCAGUUCUUCUUUUUUGAGUUUGCUGUUGUAAAGCACUGUGUCUUCUAGAUUUAUAUCAAAUUUAUUUAUCAGAGAAAAUAUUAAUGAUAAGUUAGUCUAUCCUUAAACUGUUCAACUUGCUGAGAUUCCAUGUUUGCGAGCGUUGAAGCACAAAAGUAUACUUGAUGUGUACCAAUGUACUAAGGCUGUCUUAAUAAAUUGGCUUCCAUUACA
Messenger RNA from Electrophorus electricus (electric eel), 3457 nucleotides. RefSeq names its product syntaxin binding protein 1a (gene stxbp1a). Gene Ontology annotation, biological process: vesicle-mediated transport. NCBI's taxonomy places the organism in Eukaryota, Metazoa, Chordata, Actinopteri, Gymnotiformes, Gymnotidae. The record is from RefSeq and is a predicted model, not a curated record.